AAACCGGAAGUUGCAAUGCUAGCUUUCGUUAGCUUGACAGACGCAGAGAGAAAAACACCGCGCUCUCCGUUUGAAGCGUCGGUCUCCGCCACAACUGGCGAAGAAAGGCUGUCGAGAAUGAAGACAUCAAACAGUUACCCCUCAGGAGCGGCUAGAAACCCUUUCGUGCACGAGCUGAAAUUCACCAUGACUGAGAAAAUAAAGAUAGGACUGAUGUCAGUUACAGUUUUCCCGGUCCGUCUGCUGCUCGUCUCCUUUUUUAUGUUGCUGGCAUGGCCCUUCGCCUUCACAGCCUCCCUGGGACGCUCAGAUUUUGUUGUUGAGCCUCAGUCGUGGUGGAGGAGGCUCACAGACAUUUGUCUUCGGGUCAUAAUGCGAGCCAUGUGGUUUUGCGGUGGCUUCCAUUGGGUCAAAGUGAAAGGGGAGAGAGCGCCACCUUCUGAAGUUCCUAUUCUCUCUGUGGCACCACAUUCUUCCUACUUUGAUGCCAUCCCAGUCACCAUGACCAUGUGCUCUAUAGUCACCAAACUAGAGAGCAUGAGCAUCCCUGUCUGGGGCACUCUGAUCAGCUACAUCAGACCAGUGUUGGUGACUCGGACAGACCAGGACUCUAGAAGGAAAACUGUGGAAGAGAUAAAGCGACGCGCUAAUUCUGGAGGGAAGUGGCCACAGAUUAUGAUAUUCCCAGAAGGAACGUGCACCAACAGGUCGGGUCUCAUAUUAUUCAAGGCUGGAGCUUUUAUCCCAGGACUCCCAGUGCAGCCAGUGACACUACGGUACCCAGACAAGCUGGACACAGUUUCGUGGACGUGGCGCGGCCCUGGAGCGUUGAAGAUCUUAUGGCUCACUUUGUGCCAACUUCAUAAUUCAAUGGAGAUUGAGUACUUGCCUGUUUACUAUCCAUCAGUCGAGGAGAAAGACAACCCUACUCUGUUUGCCAGUAAUGUCAGGAAGCUCAUGGCCAAGGCGUUGGGUACACCCCUGACAGACUUGUCGUUUGACGACCGGGAGAUCAUCCUGUCCCAGGGUCCGCUGCCCAUCAUUAACUCCAGCAGCCUGCUGCAGUUCAACCAGCUUCUGUGUCGCUUGGG
Molecule: messenger RNA, 1091 nt
Organism: Nothobranchius furzeri (turquoise killifish)
Lineage: Eukaryota; Metazoa; Chordata; Actinopteri; Cyprinodontiformes; Nothobranchiidae
Source: RefSeq, a predicted model, not a curated record